This is a messenger RNA of Zygosaccharomyces rouxii, 2124 nucleotides long. RefSeq lists its product as uncharacterized. Gene Ontology annotation, biological process: post-Golgi vesicle-mediated transport. Gene Ontology annotation, cellular component: Golgi apparatus; membrane. The record is from RefSeq and is a predicted model, not a curated record. NCBI's taxonomy places the organism in Eukaryota, Fungi, Ascomycota, Saccharomycetes, Saccharomycetales, Saccharomycetaceae. The coding region runs from base 1 to 2124 and encodes 707 amino acids. The transcript has a single exon. Gene Ontology annotation, molecular function: protein binding.
AUGCAAAUGUAUCUUUUUUUGAUAUUUUGUGCUCUGUGGGCUCUAGGAACAGCCCAGGAGUUUGUUCCUGGGGUAUGGAGAUCUCAUGUUGAGAGAUCCCAUGAACCCAAUUAUGUCAAUUACGGUGGCUUGUCUGCCUUCAGCGACUCCCAUACUUCACUGCUUUAUUUCGAAGAUAGUUUACAUAUAACAUUUGAUAACAGUAAGAGUUGGCAAACUGUCGAUGUGUUUGGGGAAGAUAUUUCAUGGGUCAUUGUUGAUCAGUUCCACAAGGAGAGAGCCUUCGUAACGACCAAGUCUGGAGGAAUCCAUGUCACGGAAGAUCAAGGAAGAAAUUGGAAGCAAAUUUCUUUACCAGAGGAAAUCGAAGACAAGGAACGUUGUUCUCUGCAGACACAUCCGUUCAAUACAAAUUUUCUAUUGCUACACUGCAGUAUUAUGCACGGUAAUUUCCAACUUGGAACCAAUUCAAAGAAAAGACCAGACUCGUCUUCCUUUAUGGAACGUAUUGCUUACGCUUCUGACGAUGCUGGGAAAAGCUUUAGACGUAUUGGAGAACCAGUUCACGAAUAUGAAGCUACCCCUGAUCUCCAGUACCAUGGCACUACCUGCCAAUUCGCCACUUCAUCGAGAGACUCCACUCUUGAUAGGGACAUCAUUUAUUGUAUCCACAAGGUAGAAGUGAUGACCAACAUGCGAGAAUGGUUUUCACAUACAUAUGGUAUGGACAUUGAAAAGAAAACUUUUUUUAAAAAAAAGUCCUUCGAUCCAGUAUCAAAUACCAUGAGUACCCUGUUUUACACAACUGAUUUUGGUCAAAGUACAAAACUUGUUGAUGAGUUAAAAGACUUCUCUACAGAAGAAAUAUGGAUUUUUCCCUCCCACAUUCUAGGAAUUAGUUCAGAAGGUAAUGAACUUGAUCAUACUGCAGAAAGGAUUUGGGUUACUACGGGCGGGCCUUUUAAACAUGCGCACCUACCCAAGGGAGCAGUCUUUUCACCAAAUAGCAUUCCUGAACUACUCUCAUAUGACCCAGAGUUGAUAUUAUUAUAUGCUGAUGUGGAAGAAAAUGAAGGACACGGUAAAUCUAAACAUUUGUUGGUUUCAGAUCCUUCUGGUCUCGAGUUUUCUUUUUUCGACUCCAUAACACAAGAACCCUCGAACCAUGUGAACCUGGAAAAGCUAGACAAACUCAAGGGAACAAUAUGGGGUAGAUUCAGUUUUGACGUGGAUCUUAAUCGGAGCAAAGUAGAAAACAUGUAUGAGACAUAUUUUCAUGAGAAAACCAAUUGGUUUCAAAAAAUUGUUAAAUUUAUAAGGAAUAAUUUAUUCUACAAAAAUUCCUGCCCUCACAUGGAAUCUUUCCCCUUUAUCGGGUAUAAACGAUUUUCCAAGAGUAAAAUAAGCUUUGAUUAUGGGAAAACUUGGAACAAUUUGAAAGUUGUAGAUCCUUCUGGAAAACAUAAACAACGUUUUCAUUGUGAUAUCGAUGACGUAGAACACUGUUCUUUCCAAGAAACUUCCUACUUUUCAUCAGUUGAAAAUGAACCAACGGCUGGUAUACUUAUGAAAACCGGUGUUGUCGGAGAAAACGUCCUGAGUUUAGAUGACGACGAUGAAAUGACAUUUAUUUCACGAGAUGGCGGUGCUUCUUGGGAAGUGGUGUUUGAAUUUCCCGUGUAUGCAGCAUUUUUGGAUUUUGGGAAUAUUAUCGUUUCUAUACCGAAGACUUCUCCACAAGACUGGUCAUUGAAGAAAUUCUUUUAUUCUGUGGAUCAGGGAAAUAAUUGGAGAGAAUAUCACCUCGAGGAACCUACGGAUGCAUUUCAUAUUAAAAUUGUUAGUAGGGGUUCCAACGUUGAGGUAGGUUUAGGCCAUAAAACCAAGCAGUCAACUGAAUAUACCUUUUACACAAUAGACUUUUCGGAAGUGUUUGGCGGAAGUACCUGUACCGAUAGAGAUUGGGAAACAUGGUAUUUGUCUGAUGGCAAGUGCAUUGAUGGUAUCAAGUACAGCUUUAACAGAAAGAAGGCGGAUGCCCAAUGUUUGAUGAGGAAAACAUUCGAGAAUCUAACACUAAAUGAGGAGAGUUGUGAGCCUAAAGACAUCCAAAGUAGUAUUUAG